CGUGUGAACAAGCGGAACACCGCACACGUACCGAAAGAAUGAACGAUAAGAUUAUCUAUCCUGUAGGUUGGAUUCGCAUAUAAGCUUUCAUUUUAACACCAUCACAUCAUACACAUUCACCAUCAAACGAUAUGGCUGAUACACCUAAACAUUAUCCUGCCAAGAGCGUAUCCGUUAUCGGCUGUCCAUUCUCUGGCGGUCAACGUCGUAUGGGAGUGGACACAGGUCCAAAUUCAUUAGUAGAAGCAGGAUUAAUUGACCAAUUAAAAGGAUUAGGAUGGCAAGUUGGCUUCUCGGGUCAUCAAGCAUUCGAAGAUGUUAACAAAGAAAUCGCAAAAGAUGAAGAUAUUGGAGUAAUGAAAAAUCCAAGAGUCGUUUCAGAAGUUAGCAGACGUGUUGCAAGCGUUGUUGAACAACAUGCUCGUAAUGGUUCAAUGCCUUUAACACUCGGAGGUGAUCAUAGUUUGGGUUUGGGAACCGUUACCGGCUCUUUACGCGUUCAUCCUGAUGCUGCUUUGAUUUGGGUAGAUGCUCAUGCCGAUAUUAAUACUCCCGAAACUACGCCUUCGGGUAAUUUGCACGGCUGUCCAGUAAGCUUCUUGCUUGGUUUACCUGGAACGGAUGUUGAACCGUUCAACAAAUGGACACCUCCCUCAAAAGCACUUUUGAAACCAAAUAGUGUUGUCUACAUUGGUUUGCGUGACGUUGAUUCGGGCGAGCGCAAAAUCUUGAAGGAGAACAACAUCAAAGCAUUCUCUAUGCACGAAGUAGACAAAUACGGCAUCGGAAAAGUUGUCGAUAUGGCAUUGGAUUACGUUAAUGGAGGCGAAGGUAAACGUGAAAGACCAAUCCAUCUCAGCUUCGAUGUUGAUGCUUUGGACCCUUCCGUUGCUCCAAGUACAGGUACACCCGUUCGUGGUGGUUUGACAUUCCGUGAAGGUCAUUACAUUUGCGAAGCAUUGUACGAAACAGGUACUUUGAUCGCAAUGGAUUUGAUGGAAGUCAAUCCUUCUUUAAUGCAAGAACGUGAUGCUGAACAAACGAUCGCAAUCGGAUGCUCUUUAAUUCGUUCAGCAUUCGGCGAAACAUUGCUUUAAGCAUUUCUCAGAAAAACAACACACAAACUCAAAACAAAUCAAAAGCAGACAGAUACUAUGUGAACAUAAAUCAAAAAGUACACAAAAAUACUGCUGCUCUGAUCAAUGCUUCUCCUUUAAUCAUUUAUAAAGUUCAAGUAGACUGCCGGGGCUAAUUCUCUAUUUUC
Messenger RNA from Meira miltonrushii, 1264 nucleotides. Its product is annotated as putative arginase. Lineage: Eukaryota; Fungi; Basidiomycota; Exobasidiomycetes; Exobasidiales; Brachybasidiaceae. The coding region runs from base 132 to 1097 and encodes 321 amino acids. The transcript has a single exon. Gene Ontology annotation, molecular function: manganese ion binding; arginase activity. The record is from RefSeq and is a predicted model, not a curated record. Gene Ontology annotation, cellular component: nucleus; cytoplasm; cytosol.